AUGUAUUGCAUUAAUGAAAAGAGAGAAGAUCUAUCAGAGAUUUUAGCUAAUGUUAAAGAUAUUGAUGAAUAAAUAUUCAGUGUGAUAAUUCAAAUAUUUAGAAAAGAAAAUAUUUCAGAUAGUUUAGAAUAUCUAUAACAAGAAAAUAAUCAAAUACAUUUCAAAUAAUUCAUUUUUCAAUUAGAAAAUUUAUUAUCGGUUGAUAAAGAUAGGAGGUUAAAUGUAGUUAAGAAUAACAUUAAGAUAAUAAUUAAUAUUCUCAAAUAAAUAAGAGACCAUAAUUUUAAUUAAAAUGACUAUUCCACUGAAAUCUAUUUGCAAACGAGACAAAGUUUAAAGGAAAAAAUAAAAGAGGAUUAGAGGAUCAUCAAAUUUUUAUAAUUUUUAGUUCAGCGAAUUUUUCUCUUUAUCUUUCAAACCUACUUAAAAAUCAUUAUUAGGCACAUCAUCACCUGUCACUUAUAAACUAAACAGCAUAACCUUCUUUAGGUGAAUUUACAUAUGUUUUUCAUCGUAGUUGGUGUUAUUUUUUUAUGGUUUAACAAAAAUUAAAGAUUUCAAGAAGUAAUUUGUUUGCCUCAUUCCAAUUAGGGAAUUAUAAUAAGUGAUCUAUUUUAGUUAAAUCAUUUGCAAGCAAAUUUAACUAAGAAAUUCCUAAUUUUUCCAUAUACUCUUAAUUGA
Messenger RNA from Paramecium pentaurelia, 681 nucleotides. The record is from the annotation of a GenBank genome assembly. NCBI's taxonomy places the organism in Eukaryota, Ciliophora, Oligohymenophorea, Peniculida, Parameciidae.